AUGCCCGAUCGAGUUCUACCCUUCUCGUGGAAGAGGUUGAGGAAGGAGUAUUGCAGCGAAGAAGAAUGUCUCUUGGCUAUCCGUGGCCAGCAGCUCCCUCGAGGACUAGGCUUCACCACUACCAGACUGUGCGUCGUUCGUGGAAUCAGAUACCACCCCGGGUUUGCUACUGAGCUACAUGGAACAUUGCCUCUCUUUACUCGCGCCCUGAACGCACGAAGGAUCAUGAGCAACGACAUUCCGGACAUGGAGAACCCAGAAGACUUCCCCUACUGUAUCUGGUACCCCGAGCAGGCGACUGAAGACACAUACCGACGACUCGCUUCACGCUAUCCCGGAAUGAAAUAUCAAGUCGGGCGGGCCUGUGCCGUUGCGGGCUACUAUAAUCUGUUCAAGGAUCUUGGUCUGCUACCCGAAAGCCACAUAGCGGAGGAAGCCCGGGACAACCAGCAAUGGCCGAUAUAUGAGGACAUCAUGAGGGCGAGUAUUCGAUACAACGCCAUGGAUGACUACUCCCGCACCGUGUACUCACAACCAAUAGUGGGGCAUUUGAAUGGAGACACCGCGGUUCGAUCAUAUCUAGACAUCAAAACCAAGUUUCGGAAGCCCGAGUCAAAGGGAAGCUAUGGCCCCUUUCGAAGGACCUCCUAUUUUGAUAUAGCAGAGGAUGAUCGCGUUGACGAGCUGAGCACAAAACCCCCGCGAGUCACAGAAGACGUCACGCCUUUGCUGUACACACCACUUCCGGUGGAUCUGCCCACAAUGAACAAAGACCUUCUAAUCUUAAUGGCAGCUUACUAUGGUGACAUUGAUCGUUAUAGUCGCUUACGACGUCCGGCAUCUGUCUACAGUGAGCAAGAAUGCAUCGUUCGGGGAAUAUAUCACAACACUUUAUUCGCGAAAUGGUGGUCCACUCAGCCUGACUCAAGCUACAAUGUCAGCAUGGCCAUAAAUGCUCGCUAUAUCAUGAACAAUGAUCUGUCGCGCAUUACGCCAGACACCGUCAGCCUUCCAUAUGUUAUUUGGUAUCCCAGUAUGCCGAGGCGAGCCACCUGCCGCGAGCUUGCGAGACGAGCACCUUCCAUGAAACCAGCAAUUGCCAUGGCCUGCAUACUGACCGAUUACGAAGAUGUCUGGGAUCUGCUUGACGUGGAUCCAGAUUCUAACCUAAUGUGUGCUGCCCGUGAAAGCCACAAUCCCAAAUAUCUGAAUGAUCUGGAGUCUAAAAUCGCGGAACGUGGCUGUCGCGAUCUCUCGCGGAGCCAGCAUCAUGCGUUGCUUCCCCGACGUCACAUGUUCGAGCCGUCGGUAUCAAUAGUGCCACCAAAUGUCACCAAAUGUAAGGCAGACUUAGAUGGUGUCCCGUAUAAUGGAUACGGCACGAGUAUGGCGUACGUUGAGCUGUUCGUGACAGCACCGGAUACCUUUAAAGAGGGAGAUGGCACGGACCUUGACGAAUAUUAUGACUCCUUAGGGCAAGGUUUGAGUUAA
This is a messenger RNA of Aspergillus melleus, 1491 nucleotides long. RefSeq lists its product as uncharacterized. The transcript has a single exon. Bases 1 to 1491 code for a protein of 496 amino acids. Lineage: Eukaryota; Fungi; Ascomycota; Eurotiomycetes; Eurotiales; Aspergillaceae. The record is from RefSeq and is a predicted model, not a curated record.